AGCGCCCGGCGCGGGGCCGUGCGGGCGGCGAUGGCGGGCUGGGCUCGGGCCGUGCGGGGGCUGCUGCUGGAUGUCAGCGGGGUCCUCUACGACAGCGGGGCCGACGGCGGGGUCCCCAUCGCCGGCUCGGCCGAGGCCGUGCGCAGGAUCAAAGCGUCUGGGCUGAAGCUGCGGUUGUGCACCAACGAGACCCAGGCCACCCGCGAGAACUUCGUGAAGAAGCUCCAGAGGAUGGGCUUUGACGUCUCCGUGUCUGAGGUCACGGCCCCAGCCCCAGCAGCCUGCCACAUCCUGAAGGAGCGAGGCCUGAGGCCACACCUGCUCGUGCACGACGAUCUUGUGCCUGAAUUUGCCGAGAUCGAUAAAACAAACCCGAACUGUGUGGUUCUUGGAGAUGCAGCAGAAAACUUCACCUAUGCCAACCUUAAUGAAGCUUUCCGGGUUCUGAUUGGGAUGGAGAAGCCUGUCCUGAUCUCCCUUGGAAGAGGACGCUACUAUAAAGAAACCGAUGGUCUGAAACUUGAUGUUGGAGCAUAUAUGAAGGCAUUGGAGUAUGCUUGUGAUGUUCAAGCUGAGGUAGUGGGAAAACCAUCAAAAAGGUUUUUUGAGUCAGCCCUGGCAGAAAUGGGAGUUCCAGCAGAGCAGGCCAUCAUGAUCGGGGAUGACAUCGUGAAUGAUGUCGGGGGAGCCCAGCAGUGCGGGAUGAGAGCCCUGCAAGUGAGGACAGGGAAGUACAGACCUUCAGAUGAAAACCACCCCGACGUGAAGCCUGACGCCUACGUGAACAACCUGGCUGAAGCAGUCGACAUCAUCCUCCAGGAGAUGUAAAACCAACCAGCAGGAACAGGGAUGAGUCCUCGUGUGCAUCCCCUCCAUGGAACCGCUUCAUCCUCUCCCACCUCCACCUCACCUUAACAAACUCAGGCCCAGCCUGGCCUGGGGUGGUGAGCACCCGCUUUCCUAAAUAUUCCAUGUAAUGGUCCUAAAAUGAUCUACUGACCUCAUCCAAGGGAACACCAAACCCGCUGUCUUGAAUGUUCUCCUCUUGGUGCCUGUGAGGAGCCUCCUCCUCCUCUGGGUGAUUCCUGGGGGGGGCUGUUCCCCCUUUAACUCUUCGCCCAUGCCGGGUACCCAGCCUGGAGGUGAGAAACAGGGAACCCAGCAUGCCCUCACUAAGAGACUUACCUGUUUAACCCAUCUGUACUGUGCCUUUUGAGGUGCCUGAGAUGGGAUGGAGGAUGUCCUUGAGGGGUGAUGGAGGCCACCAAGCCCUGGUGGGGGCUCUGUGGGGUCCUGUGUGUGCCUUGGGUGGCACAAAAGCCCUGGGGAGGGGGGACACCCCUGGAUCCAAGCCAGUAAACAUGGUUCUGGUAGGAUUAGCCUGUCUGGAACAACCAUGGGUUAAGGCAUGGGAAUGUGGUAAUGCUGUGACACGUUAGGGAGUAUCUGUGCUGUCCUGUCAGGAAUAAACCCCGUCCUUUGGAUCUGGCCAAUUUGUCCUUGUGUUCAGUGGGAUCAGCACUGGCAGGGAUGUUUACAGGAUCUGAAAUGCUUUUUCCUAGCUGGAAUAAGCUGGAAGCGACCAUGGGACUGAUGGGCUUUGCCUUCCCUCCAUCCACAAGCAGACAUGGCUGUGUGGGAGGGAAUGUAGGUUUCCUACCUCUUCCCAAUAAAAUCCUGAACAUGCAGCCAAGGGCUCCCCUGUGCCAGGGAGCUGUUGGUGUUGAGUCCCACACAGGCCCAGCUUGAGAGGGAUUUUUCACAAGGGCAUGGAAUAACAGGACAAAGGGGAAUGGCUUUAAAAAGGGUAGGUUUAAGUUGGAUGUUGGGAAGAAAUUCUUCCCUGUGAGGGUGGUGAGGCCCUGGCACAGGUUGCCCAGAGAAGCCGUGGCUGCCCCAUCCCUGGAGGUGUCCAAGGCCAGGUUGGAUGGAGCUUGGAGCAACCUGGGACAGUGGAAGGUGUCCCUGCCCAUGGCAGGGGGUGGAACAAAAUGGUCUUUGAGGUCUCUUCCAGCCCAAACCAUUCUGUGAUUCUCUGUACUCACUGAAGAUCCCCUGGGACUGAUCCUGCACCAGCACCACGUGCCUGCCAAGAAUCUGCCACAUCAGUUUAGCUCCAGCUCAGCCCCAUCCUGCUGCCAGGAGCUCUCAGCAUGUGCAGGGCUGCCAAGUGGUGCUCCAUGGAGCAGGGGCAGCCACGAGAUUUGCCUUUUCUCUUCUAACCACAAUAAGGGUUUCUAAAAGGAGCUGCUUCCUGCUUCCAGGCACUGCAGCUCUCCAGCACAUCCCCAGGGUUUUCAGUUUCUCUCCCCCAUCAGUUUUGCAGUACAGGUGUUGCAGCCUGUGUGGUAACACCUGUCCAUUCUGCACGUGGCAAGAGCGUGGCUGGGACAGGGGCUCAAAAUGGGUGAAAGAAUUAAAGAUUAGGGGUUGCUCCGUCACAUCCUCUGCCCACCCUCACCGACACUUGGCAGUGUUUGCAAGGGUCACCUUUUAGAGGCAAAAGUCCCCUUUUAAUCAUCACGUCAGCAGCUCUGCACCCUCUUGGGCUCUGGGCAAGACUUUUUGGGCUUUAAGCUGCUUCAGACCUCCCAUGGGACCAUGGUCAGGUGUGUAAUUCUGUUUGUGUUACGUAUAUUUAUAUGUAAUGUGCUGGCCAGUGCCUGCAUUCAGCCACUGCUUCCUGCAUCUGCAAGCAGGAGGUAAAUGAUAAUGCCAGAUCCAGCAGUCUCAACAGCUGAAGAAGACCCUGCUUGCUGAAGGACACCAAAGUGAUUCUCCUUGUUUCUGGAGCAGCCUGUGAGUGUUGGAACACUUGUUUUUCAGAGCUACCAGCUGGCCCCUGAGCUGCAGGGCACCCCUUGGGGACGGCAGGGGAAAGCGGGCUGGGAAUUAAAUUCUAAUAAAAUAAACUACAUCUGGGAAUAUGA
Molecule: messenger RNA, 2930 nt
Organism: Chiroxiphia lanceolata (lance-tailed manakin)
Lineage: Eukaryota; Metazoa; Chordata; Aves; Passeriformes; Pipridae
Gene: LHPP
Product: phospholysine phosphohistidine inorganic pyrophosphate phosphatase
Exons: 7
Coding region: 31-828 (265 amino acids)
Biological process (GO): dephosphorylation
Cellular component (GO): cytosol
Molecular function (GO): phosphatase activity; inorganic diphosphate phosphatase activity
Source: RefSeq, a predicted model, not a curated record